AAAACAAAAUAAAUUAGGGAUAAGGAAGAAAAUCUCUCUGUCCGGCCCGUCUCAUCCGAUUUCUCUCAAAUUUUCUUGUAACGUUUGGUUUCGUCUCUACUUCCUUAUCUUCCCCAGAAAGUUCAGAUCUUUUAUAUAUAUAUAUAUUUUUUUUAUCGAUUAGAUUACGCAAAUCCGAUUUGGGUCAAAAAAAAUUCUGAUCGAUUCAACGAUUCGAUCUGCGUAAAAUCAUCGAUCUUAAGAGACAGCUUUUAGAGUUUGAUAGAUCGAAGAAAGAAUGGAUCGUGUGGUUGGUGGAAAGUAUAAGCUGGGACGUAAACUAGGAAGUGGAUCAUUUGGUGAACUCUUUCUAGGUAUGUCUCUUUUUUUUUAUAUAUAUGUUCUUAUUCUCAGACAUUGUUUUUUUGUGUUUCUAGGAGUGAAUGUGCAAAAUGGAGAAGAAGUUGCUGUCAAGCUUGAACCUGCAAGGGCUAGGCAUCCUCAGCUUCAUUAUGAAUCAAAGCUCUAUAUGUUUCUUCAAGGAGGAACUGGUAUUCCGCAUUUAAAAUGGUACGGUGUGGAGGGUGAAUACAACUGCAUGGUGAUUGACCUUCUCGGCCCUAGCCUCGAGGAUUUGUUUAAUUAUUGCAGUCGGAAGUUCAAUCUAAAGACUGUUCUAAUGCUCGCUGAUCAGAUGUUAAAUCGAGUCGAGUUUAUGCAUGUCCGCGGAUUUCUUCAUCGUGAUAUCAAGCCAGACAAUUUUUUGAUGGGUCUUGGACGCAGAGCAAACCAGGUGUACAUCAUUGACUACGGGCUUGCCAAAAAGUACAGAGAUCUUCAAACUCAUAAGCACAUUCCCUACAGGGAAAACAAGAAUCUCACCGGUACAGCUCGAUAUGCAAGUGUUAACACUCAUCUUGGCAUUGAACAAAGUAGGAGAGACGAUCUGGAAUCUCUUGGCUAUGUGCUUAUGUAUUUUCUUCGAGGAAGUCUGCCUUGGCAAGGCCUUCGUGCUGGUACCAAAAAGCAGAAGUAUGACAAGAUCAGCGAAAAGAAAAGGCUGACACCCGUUGAGGUUCUCUGCAAAUCAUUUCCACCUGAGUUUACAUCAUACUUUCUCUAUGUACGAUCAUUGCGGUUUGAGGACAAACCAGAUUAUCCGUACCUAAAGAGGCUUUUCAGGGAUCUAUUUAUCCGAGAAGGAUAUCAGUUUGACUAUGUAUUUGAUUGGACAAUCUUGAAGUAUCCACAGUUCGGUUCAAGCUCCGGUUCCAGCUCCAAACCAAGAUCAAGCCUUAGACCAGCUCUGAAUCCCCCAGUGCCAUCUGCCGAGAGACCAGAAAAACCUUCAGCUGGACAAGACAGCCGUGAUAGAUUCUCGGGUGCUUUAGAGGCAUAUGCUAGAAGAAAUGGUUCAGGAAGCGGUGCGGUUCAAGCUGAUAGAUCUAGACCAAGAACCUCAGAGAAUGUAUUAGCAUCAUCAAAGGACACAACAACACCACAAAACUACGAGAGGGUCGAGAGACCAAUAUCGUCAACCAGACACGCAAGUUCUUCAAGAAAAGCCAUUGUCUCAAGCGUUCGAGCCACUUCCUCAGCUGAUUUCACUGAGAACCGCUCAGCCAGAGUUGUCCCAAAUAAUGGCCGUUCCUCGACCGCUCAAAGGAUUCAGCUUGUACCCGAUUCGACCUCUAGACCAUCGUCUUCUUUCACCCGGGCUGCGCCAUCGAGGACUGCUCGCGACAGCAUGCUCCAGAGCUUGGAGCUACUCACGAUAGGGAAUGGGAAGAGGAAGUGAGAGGCUUUUACGUUUUAUGAAUGUGGGACAUUUUUAUGGUUACUUUUUGUUUUUAUGUUGAGAAAUAAUCUGUUUUGCUGAUUGAAGGAAUAAAAUGUGAUAUAUGUAUAUUUUAUGUUUUAAGCU
Raphanus sativus (radish) is the source of this 1903-nucleotide messenger RNA. Its product is annotated as casein kinase 1-like protein 8. Lineage: Eukaryota; Viridiplantae; Streptophyta; Magnoliopsida; Brassicales; Brassicaceae. Gene Ontology annotation, biological process: endocytosis; signal transduction; peptidyl-serine phosphorylation. Gene Ontology annotation, cellular component: cytoplasm; nucleus. The record is from RefSeq and is a predicted model, not a curated record. The coding region runs from base 278 to 1777 and encodes 499 amino acids. The transcript has 13 exons. Gene Ontology annotation, molecular function: ATP binding; protein serine/threonine kinase activity.